AUCAGUUCGAUGAAAGUCGUGUGCUUAUGUUAGCCUGAGUGUUAGUUUUGCUUUGAAUUUUGUUUGAUAUAUGUAGUUAUAUUUGUUUGUGUAAUGUCUGAAGAUCUGAUGGAUAAUAAUAAGGAUCGCGUCGAGAGCAUUGAGAACUUGACAUCUACCCACAAUCAAAAACGAAAAGAUUAUCUACCGUGGGACGAUUACUUCAUGGCCACCGCAAUACUCUCAUCGAAGCGAAGUAAGGAUCCCUCUACGCAAGUCGGCGCCUGUGUCGUAGACAACCAUAAUCGGAUUGUUGCUAUUGGUUACAAUGGCUUUCCAAGAAACUGCAGCGACGAUGAGUUUCCAUGGUCGAAGGACGAAGAUAAGAAUUCGAUGAAAAAUAAAUACAUGUAUGUGGUGCAUGCUGAGGCCAACGCGAUACUAAACAGCAAUUGCACCGCACUGGACGGUACGCGUCUCUACACAACUCUCUUCCCAUGCAAUGAGUGCACAAAGUUAAUCAUACAAUCGGGCAUCCGGGAAAUAUAUUAUUUAUCUGACAAGUAUAGGGAUAAGCCUGUGUAUCAAGCUGCCAGGCGGAUGCUUGAUGCAGUUGGCAUUGCCUAUAAGCAGUUUAUCCCAACGCAAAAACAGGUUACUAUCGACUUUGACUUAAUUAAGUAAAAUGAUGUGAUUAUCUUUAGUUAAACGAUACUACUGACGUAGAGCAGCUAAUAUGAACUAAUUUAAUUGGUUUUGUCCUGAUUGUUGUGUAAUUCCUUCUAAUAAAAUGCAUACAAAUCACAAUUA
This is a messenger RNA of Drosophila mojavensis, 789 nucleotides long. Its product is annotated as probable deoxycytidylate deaminase. Gene Ontology annotation, cellular component: cytoplasm. The transcript is spliced from 2 exons. The coding region runs from base 94 to 663 and encodes 189 amino acids. The record is from RefSeq and is a predicted model, not a curated record. Gene Ontology annotation, molecular function: dCMP deaminase activity; zinc ion binding. NCBI's taxonomy places the organism in Eukaryota, Metazoa, Arthropoda, Insecta, Diptera, Drosophilidae. Gene Ontology annotation, biological process: dTMP biosynthetic process; dUMP biosynthetic process.